AUGUCCCCGAAAGCCCACCAGACCACCGGCCACCGAUCCCCCUCCGUCCCGUCCCCGCAUACCCAUCCAGCCCCGCCGCCGGCGAAUCCAACCCCCACUCCACCAGAAGAGAAGCAGGGAUCGCGCCUCCGCCUCCGACGACCUGGCCGCCACGCGCGCCUUCGACAGAGAUCACAGACAGAUGCGUCUGCAACACCACCACGACCACCACCGCCAGGACCACGGCAGCAUGGCGGGCCACGGCGGCAGCCGCAAGCCGUCGCGAUUCGCCGCCGCGGGGUUCCCGGCGAGGCCCGGCGCGGGCGGCUCCGGUGGCUGCGGCGGGACCACCUCCACGACCACGACGACCUACCUGGGCGCGGAGGCGGCGGCGCUGCUAGCGUGCGUGACGGCCACGCUGCUGGUGCUGCCGCUGCUGCUGCCGCCGCUUCCCCCGCCGCCGCCACUGUUCCUCCUCGUCCCCGUCGCCAUCUUCGCCGUCCUCCUGCUCCUCGUCCUCGUCCCCUCCGACGCCCGCGCCGCCGUCACCGUCUCCACGCCCGCCUCCCCCUCCUCAUCCUCUUCCUCUUACUUGUAGUAGCUAGCUAGUACUAGUAUCUGAUUGAUUGAUUAGAGUGAGUAGUGGUAGAUUUUGGCGUGGAAAUGUGAAUAAAAAUCCGACGCAGAGUCUUCUUCUUAUUGAGAGAUGAACUAGUAGUACAUACAUGGAGACGAUUUUGAUUUGCUUCACCUCGACGGGGAUUUUGGAUCA
This is a messenger RNA of Sorghum bicolor (sorghum), 751 nucleotides long. Its product is annotated as protein AUXIN-REGULATED GENE INVOLVED IN ORGAN SIZE. Gene Ontology annotation, biological process: positive regulation of organ growth. Lineage: Eukaryota; Viridiplantae; Streptophyta; Magnoliopsida; Poales; Poaceae. The record is from RefSeq and is a predicted model, not a curated record. The transcript has a single exon. Bases 182 to 577 code for a protein of 131 amino acids.